AUGGCUCGAUUCAGUUUAACAAAUGUAAACUCCGAUGAAGAAGAAACUUUAAAUGGUGUGGACGUCGAACUCGAGUACAGCAGCGACGACGACGAUGAAGAAGACGAGCCUCCGCAUCCACUGGGGUUUCGGUCGAGCACUCGGAUUUCUCUCCAUAGUCCGACAGAAACAAUGGAGCAAUACAAACGUAGGUGGGGUUACUUCUACCCGAUAGACGAUGCCCAUGACGAGAACUUCUUUGACACCCCAAUAGAUUCCAAAAUCCAAUCCUUUCCACCGUUAUCGACCUAUAUGAACCCCAACACAGUAUCCACGAGAGCCCUUAUUGGCUACGCGAAUGAAAGGAAACCAACAGAUGACUGUGUGGAUCAAGUAAUUCAGCUGCUGCAGGCCGCCGCUUUGGUUGACGAACGAGACUUGACGACACCGCUUUUGCUGGCUACCAAUACACAUCUCGAUGCCACCAAUCGGUUAACGCAACAGAAAUUGAUCGAAAUUCAGCAUGAAAUUGACGUAGAACGCAGGCGGAUGGAGCGUGACCAUUUGGAAGCAGCCGAAGCCCUUCAAUUGAUUCUGCAUCGAAACCAAGAAACGGCUGAAUUGAUAAGUGCGGAACAACGUCGGCUCGACAGCGUCGCACAAGAAGGAGAGGAUAUCCGAGCUCGAGCGGACAAAGAAAAACAAACAGCGUUGAAAGAUGAAGAGCGACAGAAAGAAAAGGACGCUCAGGAAAAUGCCAAGCGAGAGAAUCUAGAUUCUCAGAGGGCUGCGGAAAAAGAAGAGGCUGUAAGAUCCUCGAAGUAUGAAUUUAUCGCCAAAGCCAAGAAGCUUGUUGCGCAGCUUGUGCUAAUUCGGGCUUCAGUAGAAUCAUUCGAAAAAUCAAAAGCUGUUGGAAAGCGUCGAUUACAAAUGAAGAAAAUAGUCAACGGCAAGGUCAACACUCUUUCUGAAAACACGCAAAAGAUAAGAGAGGUCGCAAAUAAUGUAUCACAAGCUAUUGAAAAAGCGCGCGACGAAGACAAACAAGCCAAGGAGCAGGGCGAGGAGGGGAACAAAGGCUUCCUCCCAGAAAUGGCUAGAGGAAAACGAUACUUUGUUGAUUUGCUCUCAAGCAAAGUCAUUGUCCGGGUCCAAGCCGAAGGCUUCAACGGUCAACGCGGUGAUGGAUUCCCUCUUGCAAAUAUGUUGGCUCAGGUUUCCACUGAUCACAAAGAACUCGGUCCAAAUCUUGCUGCCCAUAUAUACACCGUCUGCCCCACAGCUAUACCGAGCUUGCCGGAUCCUGCACCAGAUGCAAGCGAGGAUGAUCUGAUGCGAAGCCUUGGCAUGUUGCAACACGCGGAUGGCAACUUUGAAAGCUUUGAGCGCUUUUUGGGCAGAACUGAGGGCAUAAUUUCAAUGGUGGCAAACAUCAUGUCUUCAAGUCCUGCAAAUCAUACGCUGCUUGGCGGCCAUGAAGGGGCAGUCAAGUGGAUGACGCGAUUUCUUUCCUUGCUACCAAGCAGUACCGACACAGCCCUCCCAUUGAUCGUUGCACCUGUUCUGGAUGCAUUUCUUACAGGUGCAGGUCACAUGCUCGCAAAUAUCCACGCUGAAGAAUUCAAGCUCCUAUUGAAAGCUAUCGACGAGAACGUCUUGCCUAGAUUGGAUGACGGGCCCACUGGGAAGCCUUCCGCUAUGCGGUUAGAGAAGACUAUGAGUGGAGGAUACGAAAAGUUUCAAAGUACACUUCCAUCUCGUGCUUUGGCGGAGUUUUACAAUGGAUCAAGCUUCUUGCGAAGUCACGGUAGCACAUCAACACCCUCACCUUUCGGUCAUUCGGUGUUUGCCGGAAAUGCGGGGACUACGGGCGUCCCCCCUUUCGGCCAAAGCUCAACGAAUAGCUUGGUAGAAGCGGGAACAAGCUCGGAUGCAUUUGGAAAGCCACCUUUGAAUGCAUCCCCUUUUACUGGUAGUGGGACAACAUCUCAUACUACAUCAGGUAUCUCAAAAAUGGACCAGUCUGAUUCAUUCCAGCCAAAACAGACGCAAGCAUUGCCGUUUGGCGUAGCUUCAAACACUUCAACUUUUGGACAGGUUGCUUCUUCGUCGCCAGCUCUACUUCAAAAGUCAUCCCCCUUUGGAAACACUUUUCCAAGUCCGUCCCCGUUUGGAACUGCUGCCUCCGUCCCCUUUGGAAAGCCGAACGCAGUCCCUUUAUCCGUGAGUGCACCCAAUCCAAGUACUUCUCCGUUUGGAAAUUCUUUACAAACCGUUGUGCCCUUUGGUGGCCAAAACAUGAGCCUUCCUUCGUCUGGUUCUUCUAUUCCAAACACUUUUCCAUUCGGAAAUCCCGCACAAGCCGCUUCGCCGUUUGGAAAGCCAACCCCAAUGCUUUCGUCAUAUGGUAUUUCCCAUCCAAAUCCUUCGCCAUUUAAAAAUCCAUCAAGUGGCUCGUCUCCAUUUGGCUCGGUUGUUGCUAGCUCAUCUCCGUUUGGAGGGACCAGCAAGGUAAUUUCCACAUUCAAUAGUGGCUCGUCUUCUCCGUUUGGCAGCCAAACGGGUUCUUCGUCUCCUUUUCCAUCAGUUGGAGAUUUUCCACCAAAUUCUAAUGGAAGACCCAGCCACACAACCAAAACGCAGCCUUGUAAAUUUUUUGCCGAAGGUCGCUGCCGCUUCGGAGACAAUUGCAGGUUCUCGCACGAACCUCCUAACAGUACCAGAAUUCCAUCAUCUAGUCCCUUUAUGAACACAACAUUUCGUCAAUGACCAACAUCCGCACACAAAUCUGGGUUGAUAGCAAUGCUUUAUCCUCGGUCUAUCGAUAAGAUUUGGAUCGCAAGUGCCGUGGGGGAGCCCCAGUUCGCUUUGGGCAGUCUCUGAUGAAGGGCUUGGAGACAGUAAGUUUUCAUUAGAUGGUAUGAGACAUGAGAAGCUGUUCGAAUUGUGAACACGUUUAAAAUCGUCUAGCACUUCGAAUUAAAAGACAAGGCUGUUCUUACUAAUGGUAGCAUCUUCGAGCUAAAAGAUACAAUUAAGAUUAUCGACUAUCUAG
This is a messenger RNA of Phaeodactylum tricornutum CCAP 1055/1, 3034 nucleotides long. RefSeq lists its product with no specific name. Lineage: Eukaryota; Bacillariophyta; Bacillariophyceae; Surirellales; Neidiaceae. The record is from RefSeq and is a predicted model, not a curated record. Gene Ontology annotation, cellular component: nuclear pore cytoplasmic filaments; nuclear pore; cytoplasm. Bases 1 to 2748 code for a protein of 915 amino acids. Gene Ontology annotation, molecular function: metal ion binding; translation initiation factor binding; phospholipid binding. Gene Ontology annotation, biological process: regulation of translational initiation; poly(A)+ mRNA export from nucleus; regulation of translational termination. The transcript has 5 exons.